UCUUUCCUUUUUCCCGGAAAAUCUCGUCUUUCUCGCCAGUAAAUGGGAUGCUUUUAUAGAUACAUAAACCUUCCUUUUUAAACCCACUGCUUGUUUGCCGAGAAAAUAGUGGAAAGAUAGCAAGGGAGUGAUAAUUUUCAAUCUUAUGUCUGGUUUUGACGAAACUAUAAGAUAAUUAGUUGCAUUUAGCCCUUAAUUAAUCAUGGGUAUUUGGGUUUGAUACUCUUUGAUAUGUUUGAUUUUAAUUUUUCUGUAGGGUUUGAUUUUUGGUGGAUGGUGGUUCUUUUUGUUAUGGUUUUGGUGAACAGAAUCAAAAAGGGAAUUUUAAUAGAAGAUGGUGCAAGGAAAGGCUUCCAAACCCAAAAAAGAAAAUGUGCUGGAAAUCUCAAACUCAAAAAUGAUGAAGUCAGGGAUUGCUCCUGAAGUAGUUGACAAUACCAGUAUGAGUAGGCAUAGUAACAAUGAAUCAGUUUCUCAAUCAAGUGGAUCUGUCAUUGCAAAAAGGAUCACAUCAAAGGGAAAAGUUGAUAAUUUUGAUACAACUGAUCUAGAAUGGACAGAUAAAAUUCCAGAAUGUCCUGUGUUCAAGCCAUCAAAGGAGGAGUUUGAGGAUCCUUUGGUUUAUCUGGAAAAGAUUAGUCCAGAAGCUUCAAGAUAUGGGAUUUGCAAGAUUGUUUCCCCACUGAAUGCUUCUAUUCCUGCUGGCGCCGUACUAGCUAAAGAGAACACUGGUUUCAAGUUUACUACUAGAGUGCAGCCCCUUUGGCUUCCUGAUUGGAAUGUGGAUGAUAAGGUCAUAUUUUUCAUGAGAGGAAGAAAUUAUACACUCCAUGACUUUGAAAAUAUGGCAAACAAGGAGUUUUCUAGUAAAUAUUGUUGUUCUGGAUCCCUUCCUUCCAUGUAUUUGGAAAAGGAAUUUUGGCAUGAAAUGGCUUCUGGAAGGAAAGGAACAGUCGAGUAUGCAAUCAACAUUGAUGGUAGUGCCUUUUCAUGUGCUCCCAAUGAUCAGCUUGGCAAAAGCAAAUGGAAUUUAAAGACUCUUCCACAGCUGCCCAAGUCCCCAUUGCGCCUGUGUGAAACUUCAAUUCCGGGAGUAACCGAUCCCAUGCUUUACAUUGGUAUGCUGUUUAGUAUGUUUGCAUGGCAUGUAGAAGAUCAUUAUUUGUACAGCAUCAACUACCAUCACUGUGGGGCACCCAAGACUUGGUAUGGCGUUCCAGGUCAUGCAGCUCCGGAUUUUGAAAGGGUGGUACAGAAUCAUGUCUACACUGAUCAUAUUCUACCAUCAACUAAACGAGAGGAUGGAGCUUUUGCUGUUCUUGCAGAGAAAACGACGAUGUUUGCUCCAUGUACUUUGCUGCAACACAAUGUACCUGUUUACAAGGCUGUGCAGAUGCCAGGAGAGUUUGUCAUCACCUUCCCAAAAGCAUAUCAUGCAGGUUUCAGUCAAGGCUUUACUUGUGGCGAGGCAGUAAACUUUGCAGUUGGUGAUUGGUUUCCAUUCGGGGCAGAAGCAAGCCAGAGGUAUUCACGCCUUUGCAGGGUGCCAAUCAUUCCUUAUGAGGAACUUCUCUGCAAAGAAGCAAUGCUUCUCCAUAAUUCCCAAGAACAGGGGGGCUUAGCUCAUUUGUCUGCAGACUUGGCCUCCUACCAUUGUGCUAAGGUUUCCUUUAUAUGCCUAAUACAAUCCCAUCACCAUGCUUGCCAGUUCUUAAAGAAAAUCAAAGGAUCUCCAAGUGUGUCUCCAAAUUCUCAAGGAACUAUACUCUGCAGCCUCUGCAAGCGUGACUGUUAUGUUGCAUAUAUCAAUUGCAAUUGCUAUUCCCGUCCUAUUUGUCUAUUCCAUGAGAUUGAGGCUCUUAACUGUCCCUGUGGGAACAACCCCAUUCUUUUUCUGAGGGAGGACUUGUCGAAAAUGGAAAAAAUAGCUAAAAAGUUUGAGCAGGACAAAGGAAUCAUGCGAGAAGUUCAUCGAUACAAAGAUGACAAAUGCCUGCAGAAGAAUGAAACAACUUUGAAGGUCUCCAAACAGCAGGAGCUUAAACCCGGGUACAAGUUUCGCCGCCAAGGAAUUGCAGGAACAAGGAAUCCAAGGAGAAAGAAUGAUGUUGAGGAGAGAGUGGGAGAAACUGCAGAAACGAGAACAGAGUGCCAUAAAUUGAGAGGACCAUCAUUUUCCAGAGGAAGAAAGAGGAGGAAGAUGAAGAGCAGACAACAGAAGUCUAAAAAGAGCUCUAGCAGACUCAAAACAGAAGAAAAGAAAGAAAGCCAUAUAUUAAACAUCCAAACAGAAAGCCUAAAAAUAACUAGAUUAUACUAGAGGCCUCAAGUUCAAGUCUCUUAUAUGCGAAUUAUUUAUUGAACUAAUUUAACAUUAUGUGGUAGGAAAUGACUGAAUUUAAAACUUUCCUCUACAAAACAUAGCAUAAUAUAUGUGA
Molecule: messenger RNA, 2438 nt
Organism: Vitis riparia (riverbank grape)
Lineage: Eukaryota; Viridiplantae; Streptophyta; Magnoliopsida; Vitales; Vitaceae
Product: lysine-specific demethylase JMJ706-like
Exons: 10
Coding region: 335-2320 (661 amino acids)
Biological process (GO): chromatin remodeling
Cellular component (GO): nucleus
Molecular function (GO): histone demethylase activity
Source: RefSeq, a predicted model, not a curated record